AUGGGGGGUGGGGGGAGGUUUCCAGGAACUGCUCCGAGCUCCGGGCUUCUCAAAACAUUACUUCAAGGCUACGGAGAUCGAUCCCUGCAAAGGCAACGAUCGACUCGUGGAGUCACGAGAAGAAAGGGGGAGGGAUCGACUCAGACUCAGACACGCAAAUCCCAGACGGCGCGAAGUUUUCUCUCG
Messenger RNA from Podarcis lilfordi (Lilford's wall lizard), 186 nucleotides. Lineage: Eukaryota; Metazoa; Chordata; Lepidosauria; Squamata; Lacertidae. The record is from the annotation of a GenBank genome assembly.